GUCUCCAGUGGAACAAGUUUAGUAGAGAUUAUAAACAACGUUCACAGCGUCUGCAGGAAGUCACUACGUGGAAAUGAAGCGCUUUGUUGUAUUCGCCUUGCAGUUUCUAUUUGUGGGACAUAUCAAGAGUUGGACUGACGGUAAUGUGCUGCUCCGGGAUGUCCAGGUGUUGACUCUGUACAAGGAUCGCUACACCACAGCAAGGCGGUCCAGCCCAGUGCCUCAGCUCCAGUGUGUUGGAGGCUCAGCUGGCUGUCAGGCCUUCAUCCCAGAGGUGGUCCAGUGUCAGAACAAAGGCUGGGAUGGAGUGGAUGUGCAGUGGGAGUGUAAGACAGAUAUGGACAAUGCAUAUCGAUUUGGCCGCAUUGAGGUGAGCUGUGAGGGCUACAACCACCCUGCUGAUGCCUACAUACUGCAGGGCUCCUGUGGGCUGGAGUACACUGUGGAACUGACUGAAGAAGGCCGGAGGAAGACACAAGGAAAAUGGGGUUCCCAUAGUGAUGGGUCUGGAGGUUUCAGCGGCUUUGCCUCUAACAUGUUCAACAGUUUCUUUGGCAACAAGAAUCAUCGACAGCACAACCAGCAGAGACAGCAGAGCUGGCAGCCCUCAGGCACUGAGGAGUCAGGAGGCCUGCUGGGGGUUGCUGUGCUUCUGCUCUUAGCGUACGGCGUCUACAAGCUGUUCCUCAGUGGGAACACACACCAGGGGGGGCAGGACAGCACCCAUACUGGUUAUCCCAGAGAUGAUCAGCAUGCAGCAGGACCACCACCCCCAGGAUUCAAACCUGACUUCACUGGUUAUGCUGGUGCCAACCCAGGCUACGGCUUCCACAGUGACUACACUCAUGGACAGCAGUAUCAGAAUCAGUACCCAAGAGGCCACGCUGCACCGGGCACAGGAAAUGGUUUCUGGACCGGCAUGGGGACAGGAGGGGUGCUCGGAUAUCUUUUUGGUCGUCAGAGAAACCAGCCCUACAACUACAACAAUCACUCCAGUUACACUGACCACAGACCUCCUCCUGCCCCUUCCUCUUCCUCUUCCUCUGGGACACGCACUGCUUCAGGUUUUGGAGGAACCAAAAGAAGAUAAAAGCUGUGAAAGUGGACAUAUUCUCUUUAAUUAAUUACACUGCUGGAUAAAACAAGCUAGUUUGUGCAGGUAGGAAGGCAAACAGCACCAUGAAACAACCAUGAUGUAUA
Scomber japonicus (chub mackerel) is the source of this 1200-nucleotide messenger RNA. RefSeq names its product store-operated calcium entry-associated regulatory factor (gene saraf). Gene Ontology annotation, cellular component: endoplasmic reticulum membrane. The coding region runs from base 74 to 1090 and encodes 338 amino acids. The transcript has 8 exons. NCBI's taxonomy places the organism in Eukaryota, Metazoa, Chordata, Actinopteri, Scombriformes, Scombridae. Gene Ontology annotation, biological process: regulation of store-operated calcium entry. The record is from RefSeq and is a predicted model, not a curated record.